AUGGAUGACGAAUAUGAUGCUCUUAUUAAAAAUAGGACGUGGGAGUUAGUUCCUCGUCCACCUAAUGUGAAUGUUAUUCGUUCUAUGUGGAUUUUUGCUCAUAAAGAAAAAGCUAAUGGUGAUUUUGAGAGGCAUAAAGCCCGUAUUCUUGAUGUUAAAAAUGCAUUUCUUUAUGGGGAUAUUAAGGAGACUGUGUAUAUGCAUCAGCCCAUAGGUUAUCGGGAUCUAACUCAUCCGGACUGUGUGCUUGUUGCGCAAGUCCUUAUAUGGCCUCAAACAAGCUCCGAGAUCUUGGAUAAAGAUAUGGCCUAUUUGUUACUGUAUGUGGAUGAUAUUAUUCUCGCUGCUUCUUCAGAUGAUCUCCGCUGUUCCAUUAUGACCCUUCUUGGUUCGAAGUUUGUUAUGAAGGAUUUAGGUCCUUUAAAUUAUUUUCUUGGAAUUGCUGUGACUCGUCACAAGGGUGGCAUGUUUCUUUCACAACGUAAAUAUGCUGAGGAAAUUUUUGAUCGUGCCGGAAUGUCCUCCUACAAGCCAUCAUCCACCCCGGUUGACACCAAACCAAAAGUCAGUACCUCCACUGGUGAGCUUUAUGCUGAUCCCACUUAUUUCAGGAGCCUUGCUGGUGCUCUGUAG
Molecule: messenger RNA, 633 nt
Organism: Beta vulgaris subsp. vulgaris (sugar beet)
Lineage: Eukaryota; Viridiplantae; Streptophyta; Magnoliopsida; Caryophyllales; Amaranthaceae
Exons: 3
Coding region: 1-633 (210 amino acids)
Source: RefSeq, a predicted model, not a curated record